AUGCCAUUGAUAAUAGUCACCGGGUUGCCGACGUCUGGCAAGACCACCCGAGCUAAACAACUCUACGACUACCUUGCCGAACGAGUGACGGACUCAAACUACCGCCUGCAUUACAUCUCGGACGAUACUCUGUCCGUCUCUCGAACCGUUUACGAUCUAUCUGCACUACCGGCUCAUACAAGAUCAGCAAAUGCUUCCGAGAAGGAUGCGCGAGCGGCCAUCUACGGCGCAGUCAAGCGCGUGCUGACGAACAAGGACAUCGUUGUCUUGGAUAGCCCAAACUACAUAAAAGGAUGGAGGUACCAGCUUCACUGCGAGGCAAAGGCCGUGCGAACGCCCAGCUGCAUUUUACAAAUCGGCUGCUCGAAGGAACAGGCGAAGCAAGUCAACGACAAGCGCUUGGAGAGGCGGGCGAAGGGAGAGGCUCAGCUGGAAGGCGAGGAGCCCUACGAGGAAGGCAACUGGGAAAACCUGGUGUUUCGCUACGAAGAGCCGAACCCGAUGACACGGUGGGAUAGCCCGCUGUUCGCCGUGGUAUGGGAUGACGACGAGGAGCAGACCAAGAAGAUUUUCGACGAUCUGUGGGAGACCAUCGCGGGAAGUGGGCGCAAGGUGAUCCGCCCGAACCAAUCCACCGUGCAGAGGGGCCGUGACGCAGAUGGCGACUACCUCUACAUACUUGACAAGGAGACACAGGACAUUGUGAAGCAGAUUCUAAGCCAGCAGGGGGAGGGCGAGGGCGGGGAAGUAAAGGUGCCACUUGGUUCCAGUGGAAAGGACGAUUUAAUCAUUGAGCUGCCGGCCGGCAAGAAGAUUGGUCUUCCCCAGCUACAACGAAUGAGGCGGGCGUUCGUGGGACUCAACCGUGGCGGGAUAGGAUUGGAUCCCCUGGGCAACAUGACUGCUGACCGACUCAGAGAGGCCUUUGUCCGCUAUCUAAACGCUGCUUUCGAGAAUGAGGAAUAG
Clonostachys rhizophaga is the source of this 966-nucleotide messenger RNA. The record is from the annotation of a GenBank genome assembly. NCBI's taxonomy places the organism in Eukaryota, Fungi, Ascomycota, Sordariomycetes, Hypocreales, Bionectriaceae.